UUGAGCUAGCAAGAGCUGAGGCUGCGGGGCAACUUUAACAUUACAACCCUGCCCAUUUACUUGGCUUUUUAGAUACUGGUAUCAAGCCACAGACGCUUCUGAUCCCCGUUUACCGGUAACGACGCGCCGGUGUUGGCUGGCUUACUUUAGCAAACGUUAGCCCACGUCCACUUUGGUGACCCUAAUGCACGCAGGGCUUGGUGGGUUCAGUAUAACUAAACAGAUCCUAGGACGGUCAGCAGUAGCAGAUUUGACGGUCGAACCAAGUAUCGUCGUUCAAAAUGGUUUUCUUCGCGUGUAACGCGUGUGGUGAAUCGCUCAAGAAAGCCCAAGUCGAUAAACACGUGGCUAUGUGCCGGGGAUGCCAAGUCUUGUCGUGCAUAGACUGCGGAAAAGACUUCUGGGGCGAUGACUAUAAAAAUCACGUAAAAUGUAUCUCCGAAGAUCAGAAGUAUGGAGGCAAAGGUUAUGAGGCCAAGUCAAACAAAGGGGAUAUGAAACAGCAGCAAUGGAUUCAGCGAAUCCAUGAUGCCAUGAACAAACCAGGGAUCAGCACAAAGCUCAAGGAUGUGCUUAAUCAAGUCAGUAUGUACGAUAAUGUCCCAAGAAAGAAGGCUAAGUUUCAGAACUGGAUGAGAAACAGUCUGAGAAUUAGCGGUGCUAGUUUGCAAGAUGAAGUAUGGAACAUCUUUUCUGAAGCCACAAGCAAUAUUCAGGAGACCACCAAGUCGACUGAAGUACCUAAACAGACUGCAGCAGAGGUAAAGGUAGAGAUCUGUGAAAGUCAAGAGGAGAAUGGCUUUUCAGAGAAGAAGAAGAAAGUGAACAAGCGGGAGCACCAAGAGACCUGUCAGAAGAAAAAUAGAAAGGUCAAGAAAGGUGCAGAAAAAAGUAACACAGAGGAGGUGGAAGAAGAGCAGACUUACACAAAGAAAAAAAAGAAUAAAAAAAGAAAGGGAGGUGUUGAGGAAGAUGGAAAUGGAGAGGAGAACGGACACAGUAGGGGAGAUGAAACAUCCAGAAAGAAGAGGAAGAAAAGCAGGGAAGUCUGUGAAGAUGACCAAAAAACUGAUGAAGCUGAGGUGCAUGUAAUAGAGGAGACUGAGGAACAAGCAGCCUCCAAAGGCAAAUUCAGCUGGAAUGGAACGAUAAAAGCAGUCCUCAAACAAACACCUGAACAGGAACUGUCAGUAAAGAAACUAAGGAAGAAGAUUUUGGCAGCUUACUACUCAUUCAGCGGGGACAGCAAUUUUAAAUCGGAGGUGGAGCUACUGGCACUUUUCAACAAGAAGAUCAAUGGCAAUCCAAAAUUUAAGGUUUUGAAAGAAAAAGUUAUACUUAUAAAGUAGAAUUAUUUUAUCUUUCACUUUUUUUUCUGUUCAUCUUCUGUACCAUCUUUCACCCCACUGUCAUGAAUUUAAAAUUUUGAAAGGCAUUGCCCUUUGUAAUCUACAUUUAAUGUUUUUAUAAAAAUUCAGUAAUUUCAGUGAUUAAACGGUCUUGUUUCUCAAUUAAAUUUUAUGCUGUACAUUAUUGUUUCAACAAUUCUCCUGAGGAAAGGAAUACUUAAAAAUAGCAUGAAAUACUGGAAAUAAUACAAUAAAAAUAAUUGGACAUAAAAGCCUUUUGAUGGUUGCUCCAAGAACUGAAGUAUUUAUAAAUUGUGUGACAAAUAUUGCAUCAUAAAGCAGUCAGUGAGUGAAGUGACAUGUAUGAUGUCAAUAGCGUACCAAUGUAGUCAUCCACAUAUUUGAAAUAUAAUUAGUGAAAUUUUCAGAUUGUCAAAGAUCCAGAAAGUUAGCUUCAAGAAAAAACAAAUUUCCACCACCAAAUUUUAUCUGAUUACAUACAUAAACCACUUGUUGGAAACGUUUUAAGAGGGUUGUUCGUUAUUCACGCUGGGCAAAAGUUAGUGUUGGUGCAUUCUGCCUUGAAUGUGUCAUUUUUGUAUGGAUAAUAUGCCA
Molecule: messenger RNA, 1964 nt
Organism: Lampris incognitus (smalleye Pacific opah)
Lineage: Eukaryota; Metazoa; Chordata; Actinopteri; Lampriformes; Lampridae
Gene: lyar
Product: Ly1 antibody reactive homolog (mouse)
Exons: 8
Coding region: 282-1349 (355 amino acids)
Biological process (GO): negative regulation of transcription by RNA polymerase II; rRNA processing
Cellular component (GO): nucleolus
Molecular function (GO): DNA binding
Source: RefSeq, a predicted model, not a curated record